This is a messenger RNA of Dermacentor albipictus, 5921 nucleotides long. RefSeq lists its product as uncharacterized. The record is from RefSeq and is a predicted model, not a curated record. NCBI's taxonomy places the organism in Eukaryota, Metazoa, Arthropoda, Arachnida, Ixodida, Ixodidae. Gene Ontology annotation, molecular function: protein binding.
CGAAGAAGAUGAGAGUUGUUGUUUUCGUUAGCCUGCCUUUCUUCGCGCUCUGCACUGAACACGCUUUUUUGAAGCGCAGAUCCCUCAUGUCCCCAGAAAACGAAUACAUCAGAAAAGAGAUUACGGAUCUGUGUGGGAAGACCAUGAAGCUGGCCGCUACCGAGAUGAAGUCUGCAGUUCUGUUGGAAUGCAACAGACUCGACGAGUCACUGCGAGAUUGCAAGUGGACCGUGACCACCGCCGUGGCGAACCAGUCAGUCGUCGUCAGUUACAUCUCUCACAGCCUUCGCACCAGCCUCUUUUCCGAGAUAUGCAUCGACUAUGUGAAGGUCAGCCAUAGAAAUCACUCGUCUGUCACGGUCUGCGGCAACAUGAAGAACGUUGAGGUGCACCAGAACAGCGUGAACUUCACGCUUCACCUGAAUCCUACUUGGGCGAUGGAGAUGAGGGGCACUGCUGUGUCACUCUACGUUACAGCUGGCUCUCUCCCCAGCUCCAUGGGAAAAUGCGCAAAUGGCUCGUUCUUCUGCGCCACGUCCGGGAUAUGCAUCUGGGAAGGCUUCAUAUGCGACAGCGUUGCCAACUGUCUGGACUACGACGACGAGCACUGGUUCUACGGAAGCACAUGCGUAAUGCCAAUGCUGGCGCUCGAGCUCAUCAUCUUCGGUCUGGUGCUGCUUUUCGUGACCAUGCUGGCGUUUUGCGCGCUUCUUCGGGACAUCAUUAAGGACUACAAGCUGGCCUCUGUGCACAUGGAACGGGACCCCAUGUCCAAGCGCGACCUCAUGCAAGCCAAGCGACUCGAGGCGGCCCAAUUCGACCUGGUGGGGUCAGACGAAGUGGACCGCGCGUCCUCUGUGACGGCAGCACUGAAACCCAGAGGUCAAUCAAGCGCUGCCUCUUCGAUGGGGUCGCCGAGUCCCGCUCGUGGCAACGUCAGCUUUGCCGGAGGCGGCGAUAAGUGCCCGGGUGAAGACACCGAGCCCGACAGGCGCUCGCUGUCUAAGUGCAAGCGUAGAUUCUCCGUUGUCACCAGGUUGUCGCAUGCGUCUCUGGCCGAUGAUUAACGGAAUUGAGGGAUAGGAAACUGCGUAGUAGGUGUACGGACGACCUCGGUGGUUGAACAGAACUCGUCGGUGUGGGAUGUGGAAUAUGCUACGGUUUUGUUUGGUGAUAGAGAAAGAAUAAAGUUCGCAGGUGCAAAGUUCUAAGCAGUUACAGGCUCGGGCAAAACUGUGGAGGUUGUUACGACGGUUGUCGUAAUAUUUUUUAACCAAACGGGCCGCAAGUAACUUUUGUAUCCUACUUCAUUGGGAAGUAAAAAAAAAAAUACGCGGUAUUCGAUUCGCUGUCGAAGUGUAUUUUUCUAGAUAUUCGUCUUUGGAGUCAGAAAAGGGAUACUUCGGUAUGGGUAUACACACACAUACCGCAGAAUUCAUGGCACAUACAACGCUCUUACCGACAUCGUGUCGUUGCAUGCGUGGUUGGUUGAUGGAGUUUAAUGACUCAAAACAACCCUGCGAUUACAAAGAAGGCCAUCGUGGAGGGCUACGGAUUAAUUUUGACCACGUGUGCGCGUUUACCGUGCGCUCAAACCGUAACAAACGCGCAUUUUUUUUUUUUUUGCAAUCCGCCUCUGCUGGAACGCGGCCACUGUUGGCGGGAAUCGAACCAUCGACCUCGUUCUCAGAAGCCGAAUGCGAAGGUCACUUAGCUAUUGCGACGGGUGGUGCGCUGGCCCGUCGGAUACUUAACGCUCGCAAGGCUCAGCGUAGUCGUCACAGCUGAGCGAGAUGGUGAACAGUCGUCUUAGAAUGUGGGAAUCGGUGCAAUAAUUUGUUUGAGAGGCGUUGACGGUACACGGCACAAACGGAGAAGAAACUGGCACGGCAUGCACAGCGGUGUGCCUUGUCCAUUUGUUCUCCGUUUGUGUCGUCUACUGUGAGCUGCUUGCCGCGUUCCGAGAUGGUUGGCAAGGCUUCCUGUCUUUACUGGUGGUGUGGUUUUGCCCCAGUGCCGGCGAUGACAAAUAUCGCUUGAGCGCUGGCGAGGAAGGCGUUUAGUGGGUGCGUGAGAGGGGGUGGGGUAUAAAGAUAAGGUUCCAAUAGAUAAAACUUAUCUAUUUAUAUAUCUAGUGCAAUGAAGAAAGAAACGGCACCUCGGCGUAGUCGCUCGCACGGCGGGCGCAAGAAUACGUGAGAAGAAAGUAGGCGAUCACAGGGACGCCCUCUUGUCUGCUUCUCUCGCUUACAAUGGCGCAGUCGACAGGAUUCGGAGCUGUGCGGUGAUGUAUGGGCCGCAGGGGAUGUAAGGUCUAUAUCUAGAGACCUUAAAUAAGGACAGACAGUAUCCGGUUCCUUUACAUAUCUCUAUCGCGUCGCUUUCGCUACUUCGUGGUUUCACGCGGCGAAAAGACUUUCACGCUACAUAUAUUCAAGAGUGGUGACGAUGUCGUGUCCGUCGACUGUCUGAAAGAUGCUUUCCUGGAACCUAUACCACCGCAAGCCGGAUAUCUGCCUGCUGCGUUUAAGUCCAUUUCUUCCUGUUUACAUUAUUGUGUAGUGCUUCAUCUGAUCUUAGACUCGAGUUAUACAGGCAGACAGGGCGAGAGAGAGAUAGAUAAAGAAAGAAACAAAAGAGGGAAAGGUAAGGAGGUUAACCAAGGACGUGCCAUCUCCCCCUGCCUGUCCAACUCAGUCCUAUAGGAGCAGAUGAAGCCGUUGCGUUUCCAACGACACCAUUCGCCAGCGUCCUGAAUCAUGUCUAAUGAUACGACUCCGCCUUUAUAGGCAGGAUACCUGUGGUGGCGCCCCAGUGCUAUUGAUGACUAGUACUGCCUGAGUGCUGGCGAGGAUGAAGUUUAGAGAGUGCGCGUGCAUGCGGUGAGAAGAAUAACGACAGUCAGUGUCCGGUCUCUCUGCCUUGUACGUCGCGUGGUUCUCACUACAGUUCCAAACGCCUACUCUUCGUAUCCGUCGUAAGUCACGUGCGUCGGCUACUAAUGCACCCUAAUGACUCCUUGGUAAUUAACUCCUAAUGGAGCGGAAGGUGUAGGUAAAUGCACAUUGCUUACCGUGAUGGUGGUUCUCCAGUACAUCCGCUACACUUACCGCCAUGCACACUACAGACACUCAUUAGAAAGAACUCACUGUAAGGAUUGUGAAUACAUCAAAUGACUUGAUGUUAUUUGAUGAUGAUAUGUUGAUUAUGAAACACAAGGACAUCAAGGCGUAUAGGCAUCGGUAUUGAGGCUCGGAGUUGGAGAUCGGUGGCAGGAGACCCAGAAAUGUCGACUUAAAGGCGAUAUAUCGCGGUGCGUGCUGUGUUGGUGCUACGGGUGCAAAAAAUUAUCGAGUGAUACCCGUAAUAUCCGCAACUCUUCAAUAAAUAAGCAAGCGAAGCAAGUCUCACGAGUUGCAACGCUAGUGAGCGUUACAAACUCGCUUUCCAGACCAGCGGUGCAAAAAAGUCGUCACACUUUCUUUCCUCGAAGAGAAAUUUUAUUUUAUGAAAUAUUGCAUCUGAUUAACAAUGAUCUAACUGUACAGUCGCUCUGGCUAGGCAUAGACAGGACGACAAGAAACAACGUAAGAAAAAAAUUGGCACAACCACCAGUGUCAAGCGCUUGUUGCAACAGAAACUUCGGCAUACUCGCUGUGUAACCCUGAGGUGAUUUUUUUUUUCAAGUGACAACUUAGUCGUUAUUUCUUUUGUGGGGCUGGUGCUUGUUUUUCUUCGAAAGUUUUUGCUGACGCAAGGAAGACGGCGUCGAGAGGAGGGUUACUUCAGUUCAACGUGUUAACCACGAUUUCUGAAAUUUUGUUGUGUGAUUGACAAAUCACGUCUGAGUUCCCGAAAAUGUGAUCUUGCAAUGAACACAAGUUGAGUGGAGACAUGGCAUUUCAACCAAAAAAAUUGCACCUAUGUAAGUAUGCAUCGUAAACCACGCUAGUCGGUGGUGUUAUUUUGGUGUUAUUUUGACACUCACUUCUCCUAGCUAAUGUUUGCAGGCAAAUUUUACGCUGUGCCUCAAUUCUACGCAUGUUUCUGUGUUUCGGGCACCGUCCCGAGAAAACCGUUAGGACUCGGGAAAAAAAUAACAAGACAGGAAGUUGCGCCUCAGCGCAUCCGAUGUCGUCGACAGUUGUGCGACAGGAUAUACAAGCUUCGAGCGCUGGGCAAACAGACAGGAAAAUAAUCAUUUUGCUUCACAACAGGAGAACAGUGACACCACUUCGAAAGCUAUGCGAAACCACGACACUCAUCUGCUACGAUCGUUCUGACUAAAGUUACUAAACACCACACACAGAAAAACAAGGCCUUCGCAGCAGCCACAAAAACCUCGGGAGAUCGGCUUGAUCCUAGGAACGCCAGGGGCUACUAGAGUGCAGGCAAUGUUCAACUUUGCCGAUAAAGAAUUUGCAAUUCAGCGUUGACCUAAGAUGUCCAAGAGCAUGAAACAUAGUGUUAACGAAACUAUACAUCAGAUAUUUUCAACCUAAAUAAGUGCUCUCGAUUUUUGGCACAUAUUCACAACGCGUAAUGCAUUGGAAGCCUCGGAGGACUGAAGUAAAGUCGAUGUUUCCUGAUUUAACAAAAUUUCCUGGGAAAAUAAGGGUUAUACGGUCAUAGGUGAUCUGUUGUGUUAAAUACCUCAAGAUUUUGUUCACGUUUUGUUAGAGUAAGCACAUCAUCUUGACAGCAUGAGUCGGAUUGCUUUUCUUUCACGAUACCAGAAAGCCUGUUGAUGUGUCUUAGCACAGCAAUAUUAACGCCGGCUCUACCAGACGGCGCCAGCUGCUCUGCUCUGGAAUAAACAUUAUCUUAUUCUUACGAAUGUUUCAAAUGUUGCCAAUUUAACGAUACAGUUCUGGCGUUCUGUCUACUUCGUUAUAUUUAACUUGGACUGGGUGUUGCGCAGACGAAGCUGACAUUUGCCGUUGAUAAAAGCUUUUUUGUUGUAGCCAACCACUCCGCAAACGAAAGUCACUUGCGCGUGCAAAAUAAUUACUAUAAUUUCGAGGAUUGUUUUUUUUUUCUGGCUAUGUCAAGCGAUCUCCGUUGAUUCUUUGCUUGAUGCGAAACACGUCAGUGUACGCAGUUCGCUGUGCCCUCAGCCCGGAGGCCAAGUUGCACGAUAGCUCUUCGCGCAACAUAGCACCCCUGAGCGUCAAAAAUCUGUCCAACCUUCAUCGUUCUGAGAGGCCCUUGCGCGCAACUUCGACAACCCCAGCAAAGGGAAGAGAAAAGAAAUUGAGGAACUGAAACGGGGCAACGAGGAUGCGAAUGAUCUUUUUUUUUUCUCGUUUUCGUAAAGGCACCACCUAUGUUUAGUUCAGUUGCGUUUACAGGAUAAACAUGUAUACACACAGAAAGAGAUAGAUAAAUGCUGAGAUGCGAAAGGGCCGCUUGAAAAAGAAGCCUUCUUUUCUUAGCUGCCUCUAAGCAAGUCGAAAACAGCCGUGGUCACCUUCGAAGGCGAGUUCGGAAGACGUGGAAAUGGCAAUGACCGGGCAAAGCGGCCGGUGUUCGUUUUGGCUUGAGACAUCCCGGGGUCAUGCCAUGAACGACGGGACUUAGAAUACAGAGAACACCGGGAAACAGUGGGAGGACCUUUGCAGUGCUGCAAGUUCUACGACGGGUACGUCAGAGACAAAGGCUACCGGCACAAAGCUUAGAUGUGGUCUGCGAAGCGUCCGACAGCGUCUCGUGAAUUACGAAUGAGCCGCAGGACGCAUGUUUCUGAAAGUAAUGCGGCACACCAUCGGAUAACCUUGCGGCAACUAAGUUCUUGCUUUUAGCCUCGUCGUUUUUGAAUGGAGGCGCACGAUAUAAGCUUUCGAUGAAACCGUUUCCGCGGGAGCUCUUGGGAAGUCGUGCACAAGCGUGUUAUCUCGUACGGGUCGUUAAUUUUUUCCCCC